Molecule: messenger RNA, 1755 nt
Organism: Trichophyton benhamiae CBS 112371
Lineage: Eukaryota; Fungi; Ascomycota; Eurotiomycetes; Onygenales; Arthrodermataceae
Product: spermine/spermidine synthase family protein
Exons: 3
Coding region: 1-1755 (584 amino acids)
Biological process (GO): polyamine biosynthetic process
Source: RefSeq, a predicted model, not a curated record
AUGGCGAAACCAAAGUCGACGCCUUCGAAGCCGGCUGCUGACAAGAUUCAGCCUGCCGCCUCGACUCCAGCAGCCAGGGGAGCUGUCCGCAGGCCGGCAGCUGUCGUCGCGAGGAAGUCGUCCCUGCCAGAGCUCUUCUUUGCUGGCGCUAUGGGAGCAGCCGUGAUAGCCCUGGCUGGAGCGUAUUCUUAUGCAUCUCAGUUGACGCUUGCUCCUAUCUACGGCUCGGCUCCUGCUGGAAAAUACCACAAUGCCCUCACUUUGAUCGCAGGAGGCGUGGGGUCUCUGGCUCACUCUAUGGUCCAGAAAUAUGCCAACCCCAUGGUCACUCUUCCAAUUCUCACAUUCUACAUCCCUACCAUCCAGUUCUUCUUGUUCAAGUUCAGUUAUACCCUCGGACCGGUUCUGGGGCCUAUCAUUACGGAAACACUCACCUUUGCGCCUCUGGUUGCCUUGUCGGUUGUUGUCCCCGGGAUUUUUAUUCAGAAGCUGAAUCUGAGUCCGAGAUUGAAGCAGGGCAUGGAACAAGGAAAUAUCAUAGCUGCAUACGCUCUUUUCAACGCUACCAAGACCAAGCUUGAACAAAAUAUGCCCUACUAUCUCGGAACAAGCCUUGCAUUGACCAGCAUUGGCCUUCAAUUCAUCAUUGCUGCUGCCCAGGCCAUCCUCUUACCGUCCAGGUGGAUUAUGCUCACCAUUCCUUCACUCUUAUUCACGGCUAUGUUCAACCACCAUGUCCCAUUACCUUACAACACGGGUUUACUCAAUGCUUCUCUUAAGGCGGACAAUUAUACACUACUUCACCGACAGGAGUCCUUAACUGGAUACUUGUCUGUGCUGGAGAACACGGAUGCCAAGUUCAGGGUGAUGAGAUGCGGUCACAGUCUUUUGGGUGGAGAAUGGCUUCCACACCUAAUGACCAAGGAUGCUAAAGUAGCUGAUCCGGUUUUCACUGUCUUUACUGCGCUUGAGGCUGUCAGGCUUGUCAAGAAGGACUCUCAUAAACCAGAGAAGGCUGACUCGAAGAAGAGCGCGCUAGUCAUUGGAUUGGGUAUUGGAACAACUCCUUCGGCCUUUGCAGCGCAUGGAAUCAACACUACUGUUGUGGAAAUUGAUCCAAAUGUGCACCAGAUUGCUAUGGAUUACUUCGAGUUCCCCAAGAAAGUAAACACGUUGAUUGAAAAUGCAGCCGUGUUUGUCCAUCGUGCCAGGCAUGAAACCCCAGUUCAAAAAUACGACUAUAUCGUCCAUGAUGUUUUCACUGGAGGUGUGGAGCCAUUGGACCUCUUUACUCAAGAUUUCAUGGAAGGGCUUGACACCCUGUUGGAUGACGAGGGUGUCAUUGCUAUCAACUAUGCCGGUGAUAUUGCCCUGCCGCUUGCUGGCCUGGUGGUUCGGGCUAUCACAUCCACCUUCCCGUCAUGCAGAAUAUUCCGUGACAACAAACCACUACCUGGUUCAUCAUCUAGAAGAGACCUGACUAACAUGACCAUUUUCUGCAAGAAAACACCUGGGACCAUCAAAUUCAGGAUCCCCCAGCCCGAGGACUACCUCGGAACGUACUCACGAAAGGAAAACUUGAUUCCGCGCCUCGAAUUCAGCCCUGGCUCGUUCGCAAGGGACGCUGAGGGUAGGGAAGAUGCGUUGGGACCAAGCGUGCCAAAGGAGCUUGAAUAUUGGCAGUUCCAGGGUGCCAUUGGCCAUUGGCAUGUUAUGCGCGGUGUUCUUCCGGAUACGGUCUGGGAGAAGUGGUGA